Messenger RNA from Heterostelium album PN500, 351 nucleotides. It is a transcript of the gene hspL, whose product is annotated as Hsp20/alpha crystallin family protein. Gene Ontology annotation, biological process: protein complex oligomerization; protein folding; response to heat. The record is from RefSeq and is a predicted model, not a curated record. Bases 1 to 351 code for a protein of 116 amino acids. NCBI's taxonomy places the organism in Eukaryota, Evosea, Eumycetozoa, Acytosteliales, Acytosteliaceae. The transcript is spliced from 2 exons.
AUGAGUGAUUUGCGUAACUUUUUCAAUGAAUUGUUUCAAUUCAAUAUUCCUUUCGAUGAAUAUCAAACAAAAGAUGAAUAUAUUUUAGUUGGUGAUGUUGCAGGUGUUUCUAAAGAAAACUGGAAUGUCAAUUAUCACAAUGGUAUAGUCAAGAUAUCAGGUUCGAGAGAGUGUCAAAAGAAUAUCAAUAUGUUCACCGAGAGAUGGUGUGGAACAUUCACAAGAGACUUUGUAUUCCCAGGCGCUACUACCGAUAAAAUCACCGCUCAACUAAAAGAUGGUGUUCUCGAAGUGAAAGUACCAAAAUCAGAACCAAAGAAACCUGCUGGUACUGAUAUUCAUAUUCAAUAA